CUUCACUUUCUCUCUCUCUAACAUACAAACACAGACCAUUUCUCAUUUUCAUCUUUUCUCUCUCUCUCUCUAGCUUUUAAUCUCUCCAGAUGCCCAAAUCCUUUACACUCCGUCGCCACCAUCAUCAUCUUCUCCGCCGUAUUAGAUUCCAUUUGCCCUCUUACUCCCACCAUCACCGUCGACGUCUACACCCUCCUCCUCUGCCUCAUUUAUCAACAUCUCUUUGCACGCAAUGCUGAUCACCCUCUUAGGGCUUCUCUCUCUCUCAGAUUGAUUCUUACCUUUGUCUCUCUCUCUCGAAAGAAGGAAAGAUGUCUCCUUUUCUCUUAAUUGGAUGUCUGAUGCUGGCUUUCCUCCUAAUCCGGCGCCAAUGGAGAUCCGCCGCCGUGAAACGGGAGGAGGUUCUUCGGCUUAUCUCUUUAGCCACGGAGGAAUCUUAUCUGGCAGCGCAGCAAAAGGAUGAGGAGGAGGAGCAGGAGGCCGCCACGGUAGAUUACUACUACGGUUCCUCUUCUUCUUCUUCUGUUCCUCCUCCUGAUGAUGAUGAUGUUUAUCGUUGUGCGGUUUGUCACAGCCCCACCACUACUCGCUGCUCUCAAUGCAAAUCCGUCCGUUACUGUUCUAGCAAGUGCCAGAUUCUUCAUUGGCGACGAGGUCACAAGGAACAGUGUCGUUCGCCUUCUCUUCCUCAUGAUGAGACUGAACUACCAUCAGCAGAUGGGUUACAUGGUCCAGAGACAAACGACAGGGUGGUGAAUAAUGAUGACGGCGUGUCUGUUGAUCACAUCUCUACGAGUAGGCCUAGUGUUCAAAAGGUACAACAAGCCAACUCUGAAGCUGUGGACUUCACUACUUCUCUAAACAAAACAGAUAAUUUCUAUGAGACGAAGCCAUUGAGUAGAAAGAAGUCUCAUCAUCGCACAGAGAAAGUUGAAUCGUCUAGAAAGCAUUCUAAAGGCAAGGCUACUACUCUACUUACUCCUGAUGCAAAGCCGCAAAAUUCACGUACGUCAGUGGAACAUCAAGGAGAAAAGAAUGCACUUGGACAUGAGAAAACGACGUCUGAACCAUCUACUAGUGCUCCUUCUGCUACACUGUCGUCUUCAGCUAUUCCUUUACCUUCAAAAGCUAAAGUAUCACAAGCUUCUUCAACUAGUAGUGGGCUGAAAACAUCGAUGCAAAGAGUUGUCCAGCAUUUUAGACCCCCUAAAUCGUCAAAACUAACUCAACCUUCCAGCUCUAUCAAUGAGAUGAGCUUUUCUUAUGAGAUGUUUGUCAAACUUUACAGUGAUAGAAUAGAAUUACAGCCAUUUGGCCUUGUCAACUUGGGGAACAGUUGUUAUGCAAAUGUUGUUCUCCAGUGCUUGGCCUUCACUCGGCCACUUAUUUCUUACCUAAUUAGGGGAUUACAUUCUAAAGCAUGUCGAAAGAAGAGUUGGUGUUUUGUUUGUGAGUUUGAAUUCUUAAUUUUAAAGUCAAGGGGAGGAGAAUCUCCUCUCUCACCUAUCAAAAUCUUAUCAAGAUUACAAAAGAUUGGGAAGCAUCUUGGCCCUGGAAAGCAAGAAGACGCUCACGAAUUUUUAAGGUGUGCUGUUGAUACAAUGCAAUCAGUUUUUCUCAAAGAAGCUGAUGCAGCUGGUUCCUUUGCAGAAGAAACUACUUUAAUAGGCCUUACCUUUGGUGGUUAUCUUCACUCCAAGAUUAAAUGCAUGAAAUGCCUGCACAAGUCUGAGAGAACGGAGCUGAUGAUGGAUCUAACUGUUGAGAUUGGUGGAGAUAUAGGAAGCCUUGAAGAAGCACUUGCUCAGUUUACAGCCUAUGAAGUCCUAGAUGGAGACAACCGGUACUUGUGUGACAGAUGUAAAUCUUACCAGAAAGCCAAAAAGAAACUGAUGAUACUGGAAGGUCCCAAUAUUCUUACUGUGGUAUUGAAACGUUUCCAGUCUGAUAACUUUGGGAAGCUGAGUAAACCCAUUCACUUUCCUGAGCUUCUCGAUAUUGGCCCAUAUAUGAGUAACCCAAAUCAAGGGGAUCAUCAUCAAGUGUAUAGUCUUUACGCAGUGGUGGUCCAUUUAGAUGCCACUUCAUAUUCAGGUCAUUAUGUUUGCUACAUCAAAAACCUUCAUGGAGAUUGGUUCAAGAUUGAUGACAGCAAUGUUUUCCCGGUUCCAUUAGAGACUGUGUUACUAGAGGGAGCAUACAUGCUUCUCUAUGCAAGAGAUUCUCCCAGACCGGUGAGCAAGAACGGUGGUCGGAAAUCAAAGGAAAGAAGAAACUUAUCUGCAAUCCCGUCGAGACACGACAACAACAACAGCAAGAAGAAGAAGCAGGAGAAAGACAGUAGUAGUAGCAGUUUGUUGCCACGAGUAAAUUUGUCCAGUGGAAGUUUAUCAUCACUGUUUAGCUCAUCAGAGACGACAAGCUCAUGCAGCACAAAAGACUCGUCAGGUUUUGAGAAUUUAUCAGAUUACUUGUUUGGUGGAGUUGAACCGGUUUGGAAUCAGGAUCAUCAUGUUUCAUCUACUCAAACGUUUUAUUGAGUUUGAUGUCCCAUUUUUUUCACUUGAAACAAUAACAAAAAAAUAGAAAAAUGUAUUUCUUCAUCUUUUUAGCCAGUCAAAUUGUGAUAUAAUUUAUUAAUAAACCGACACUAUCUUACUUGGAAUAAAUAAAUUUUUGGUCAA
This is a messenger RNA of Raphanus sativus (radish), 2684 nucleotides long. Its product is annotated as ubiquitin carboxyl-terminal hydrolase 17. The record is from RefSeq and is a predicted model, not a curated record. Gene Ontology annotation, molecular function: cysteine-type deubiquitinase activity; cysteine-type endopeptidase activity. Gene Ontology annotation, biological process: protein deubiquitination. The coding region runs from base 312 to 2540 and encodes 742 amino acids. Gene Ontology annotation, cellular component: cytosol; nucleus. The transcript has 12 exons. NCBI's taxonomy places the organism in Eukaryota, Viridiplantae, Streptophyta, Magnoliopsida, Brassicales, Brassicaceae.